AGCUCGUCAACGCGUGAGGAAGGCAAGUAGGCAACGGGGGAAGAAUCCAACCCAAAGAGGAAAAAUCGCAGAGCCAUGGCGGCCGGAGCAGCCGACGAGGAGGAGGACCGGCUGAGCGGCCUCCCCGACGACGUCCUCCACUCCAUCCUGGCCCGCCUCCCCUUCAAGCACGCCGUCCGCACCAGCGCCCUCUCCAGGCGGUGGCCGCGCCUCUGGCUUCACGCGCUCGCCGCCUCGCCCGUCCUCGACUUCACCGACCCCGACUUCGUCCGCGGUCACUCGCGAGCGCAGUUCGUCGCCACCGUCAACCGCUGCCUCAGCGCCCGCGGCGCCGCCCCUCUCCGCGCGCUCCGCGUGGCCUUCUCCCCCUUCGGCGCGUUCGAGCGCGACGUCGUCGGCUGGAUCUCGGCCGCCCUGGGGAGCGGCGCCACGGAGGUGGACGUGGAUCUGAGAGCGCAGGGAAGAAGAAGAAGCGGGGGGAUCGAGGCCGAUGCCGAGGACGACGGCGGCGGGACGUUCCGCCGCACGGAGGUGGAGCUUCGGGGGGACCUGUUCUGUUCCCCGAGCUCGCUGUCCCGGCUCAGUCUCAGCCGGUUCAGCCUCCGCCACGUCCCGCCCGGCGCGGCGGGGCUCGCCGGCCUGACGUCGCUGUCUCUCAGCCACGUCGACGUCACCGACGACGCUCUCCGGGACGCAGUCUCCGGCUGCCCCGUUCUCGAGUUCCUGAGCCUGAGGAGCUGCGACCUCCUCUCGAAUGUGAGAAUCGCCGGCGGGAGGCUGCGCGGCCUGGAAGUCGUGCGCUGCCAGGUGCGGCAGCUGCAGGUGGCCGCGCCCGCGCUCGAGUCCUUCGCCUUCCACGGCGAUCUCAUGUACCUGAGAGAAGACGACAGCAAGCCCCUGGAGUUCAUCGGCAGCAAAGGCAACAACGUGACGCCGCCGCCGUCGGAAGCCACGCCGGAGCUGCGAGACGCGUACCUGUCCCACGUCGACUUUAGCGGAGAAGACGAAGUCUUCGACGGGUUCGCCUACACAGAGUUCCUAAACAAGGUCGCGCAUGCCAAGAUCCUGACAAUUUGCUCCGUGGCCUUGCUGCACAUCGAAGAAGAGAGAUUUUUCUCUAUGCCCACCAUAGACACCCCGAACCUACAAGAGCUGCAGGUGCUCAUGGGCUCCCUGGGCGACGACGACGACACGCGCUUCCCCGACUUCUUCGAGCUCGCCGCGCCGCCGCUUCUCGAGCGCCUCUUCAUCCAGGUAAACAUCCAGCUCCCAGCCGAUUGCGACGGCGACAGUGAAGAGGAGGACACGGACAUGGUUCCCGGCCACGAGAUCUCUCUUGGCCGCCUGACGUUCAUCAAGGUGGCCAACUUCCGGGGGACGAGGCGCGAGCUGCGGCUGCUCAGGUUCCUCGUGGGGAUGGCGCCUGCCCUGGAGCAGCUGGUGCUCGUCACGCCAGACCCAGAAGCAGAACAGGGGGGAACGACUCUGAGACACGAUGACCAAGACAAGCAACAGCUCCUUCAGAUCGUCCAGGAGCAAUUGUCGGAGGUUCGGAAAGCUCGGCGGGAUCAGGCCCAUGUCGUCGUGUGCCGGGCGAGGGACGAUGGCAGCCGGAGGCCCGCGCACAGCAAGUACUACCACCAUGACCGGGAAUAGCUCAGUUUAUAUGUACGGAGUAGGACAUAUCUCUAUUUUGAAAGUGGGAUUUGCUGUGUCUUAUGGAUACUGGUCCAAAGUGGGAUUUGCUGCCGUUUUGAACGUCCACGCUUUGUGUGAUAACCCUGUUUUUAGCUAUAAACUUGGUUGUGCAUCAAGCAUUGCAUACGCACGUGCCUAAGCACUUUUUUUUAUUCACUUAAACUGAAAAUCAGUUACAACAAGAAGAGAAAAGCUUAAGUGAA
Molecule: messenger RNA, 1901 nt
Organism: Brachypodium distachyon (stiff brome)
Lineage: Eukaryota; Viridiplantae; Streptophyta; Magnoliopsida; Poales; Poaceae
Product: putative F-box/LRR-repeat protein At5g54820
Exons: 3
Coding region: 76-1656 (526 amino acids)
Molecular function (GO): protein binding
Source: RefSeq, a predicted model, not a curated record